GCUACUGAAUUUAUAUUGAACAAGGUGUAAUAGAACCAUUGAAUUUAUAACUUAACAAUUGUAUACAUAUACGAGUACAAUGAAAGAACAAUCCUCCAACUGGCUCACUUAUAAAACACCCUAUGUAGCAGAUACAUCCUGUGUAUUGUGAAACAUAACCUUAAACACAGAUAGAACAACAAUAACAUAACCUAGUAAUGCACAGUUCGCAACCGCUCAUUUUACCAAGAACUUUUUUAUUUUAAUUUUUAGUUUCACCCUUUCAAGAGAUUAGGGACGAGACCAAAUUAAGAAUUGGAAGAAUGGAAAUAUUCGGGACCCAAUAAUAAUUUACAAUCAAUUAUUUGAGCUACCUUUAUACUUGUGUUUUUAUCCAAUAUGUGUGAAAAAUUAUUGCUGCAAACAUUAGAUAACGUAAUACAAUUAGACAACGUAUUAGAAUGGAUAAAGAGCCCUAAUUCCAAGCCGGACAACGAACACAUAGCUCACCUCAACUGCACCCAAAUUGAUUUUAUUUUAUUCUUCCUCAACUACGUACACGAAAUUUCCAACAGGCCUCCCAAAACCGUACAGGACGCGGCACGCAACGGCGAAGCGACGACACCGAAACGGCGCACAUCCCUACUCGAAAAUCUCGACCUCAACGAUAACGUAGACGCGCACGUGUCGCCGCUGUACAAGCAGCAUCCGUUCGCGAGAAGGGCGCCGAGCCCGAAAACGCCGCCGAACAUUCGACUCGGCGACUUUCUAAUUCGCAAAGAUCCGCGCAAGCGAGUGCAGAAAAAUCUGAACGAGACUUUCGGCUCGCGCCGCAUCAACCCGAUCAGCCUUUCAGACGGCAAAACGAAAACGUUCUCCCCGAACAGGAAUAGUUUUUCGUUCGGCAAGCACGAUGAGAAUCUCGGUACGGAUCGUAGAAACCUGUUGGAGGAGCGGUCGCGAGUUGCUUUCGACACCGGCGCGGAGACUACUAUUACGAAAGUUGUUAGUAAAAAAAUUGGCGACGAACCCGAUUUUAAUCUUGUGACGUUUCCGCAGAAGCUGGAUAUUUUAAUCGAUGUCUACGUGUUUUUAUUAAAUAAUUGUUACGUUGCGAACUUGACGAGUGAGAUAUAUUUUAUUGUGUCAGUGUUGUUAAAGAGGGACUGCGGGCCGAGGACUUCGUUACAAAUUUUAAAUUCGCUCGGCAAUCAAGUGUACUUCGCGACCGGCGUGUUGCGAAAGCAAACCGAUUUUCUUCGUUUGCUCGAUCGGCCGACAAUUCGUCUUUUAUUCGACAACGCGCGCUUUCGACGCUUCACGAACGAAAACUUUCGUCUCGCGUUUCUUAAGACGUACGACGGUAAAGUCGAAAAGCUGGUCGGCGUACGGCAGAUUAACAAGAGCGUGUACUUCGAGUGCGACACGGACAAUCGAAACAAUUUCGCCACGAACGCUUCGUUUCACAAUUUUCGUAAGCAGCGGGAUUUGUUCUACGAAGUUCUGCGCGCGUGGGAGAGUAAUCGAAUGGUAAAUAAUUGGAGUUUUGCUACGGCGCUGGGGCAGAAGGUUCGAUAUCUGGUCAAUUUGGAUUCGGAGCCGAACAAUUUGAUACACUUUGCCAAACUUUUUAAGGCGCAACUUUUGGUUAAUGCUUGUCAGGAUGGGACGAUAGGAGACGAGGAUACGAUCAAAUCGGCAAUUCCGAACAUCGACGAGGAGAAACUGUCGAAACUAAACACGCGCAUCGGCAAGAAGAACUGCACUGGUAUCAACUCGAUCCCGACGUUCACCAAUUACGAGGAGUUUUACAAAGAUUUCGUACUUAUCGCCGCGAGCCCUUCCUUCAGUAAGCACUUCGUCGACGUAAUCGCGGCCGAAAUCUCGAGGCUCAACGACGACCUUUCGAUUGGCUGCUCGGAUCGCGACGAAUUCGAUACGUUCAGCGAAACGUUUCGAACGGGCUUGAUAACGAAGGUGAAAACGCUGAGAGUGCUCGCCAAGUUCUUGGGUUUCUUCGAGUCUCUCCCGUAUCGUAGUAGCUGCGUGCAGUUACCCGAGAACGUCGUUCACGAUCAGCUGCGGAUACGUAACAAGAUUAGAUUGACGCUAGAUCUGAAGAAAAUUUUACUCGAGGCAAGCGAGAGGAGGACUCUCACGGUUACUAUUCCAUGGUUGGUCAAGUACUUGGCGAUGCUCGACAGCGUGACAUUAAAGUCGAACCAAAUUCAAGACGUUUUUCAUAUCCUCUUCAAAAUUCACCUCGACGGCUCCAAGUAUCCGAUGAUUGUGAAAUUGAGCGUCGGCUGGUUGCUCGAACUUCCACACGUUCCGCACGAUCUGUAUUACGUCUGGAUGUCGAAGAACGACGCGCCGAUGCUGUUGAAACCGACCACUCGUACCGUGCAGCUCGACGAUCUCAUCGGUUUCGAUGAAUUAUUGCACGUCUGCUGUCCGUAUUUAGGCGACAUUAAAAGUCUAUUAACGGCGGAUGCGAUCGCGUUGGAUAGAUCCGCAACCUGUAAACAUAUCACCCCAUUGACAGCUCUUGGUUCAGUUCGCGAAACGCCGAAACUUCAGAGUCAGCUAGAGGACAUGUUUUUCUGCACCCAACCCGAUUCCGUUAAAAGAACCGUCGAAUUCGUGAGCGAGCGCGUGGCGUCCGGCUGCAUAAAGGAAAUUUGUUACGAGAUCGUUCCGUCGUACAAGAAGGAGGCCAUGAGCAAAUUACGGCACGAAGUCGACAUCUCGUCGGCCGACAUAGCGGAUAAAUUGCAGACGUACGCCGGUCGCUCGCACGCGAAUUUACUCAACGUGCUCGGGGGAAAGGCGGAGGUGAUUUUAAACUUGCGAAUAUCGGCCGCGAUGGAAGCGCUACUCUCGUCGACCGUUUUGCAACAAACGAAGGACGUGUGCGUUUUUCUUACGCAUCGCAUGUGCCGCAAACGGGUGGACGAAUGGGUGAAGUCUCACGUGACGCAAGAUAUUUUCAUCAAUUACUUUGAUAACGAAAUUAAGAAGCUGAAGCAGCAGACCAAGGCGAAACCGCAAUUCGGGCUGCCGUCUUUGGGAAAAAGCGACAAGCACGACGGAUCAACGGAUAGCGGAAUGAAAAUCAUGGAACUGCUUCGUGAAUUAUGUUGGAGGACCGUCGAAGGGCAGCCGGUUACACAAGUCGAAAUCUUUUCCCUUUUAGAAUCGAUCAGGACGAGCUUCGAGGGGCGAUGCGACAUCAACGAUUGCAUCACGUUAGCGAUUAAUAAACUGCUUCUGGAUUUCAUUAUUCUUGCAAUAGCCCAUUCGCCGGAUAGUAUAACAACGGAUGUUGUGACAAUGUGCUGUGUGUUAUACAGGGCGUGCGGCAAUCUCGACGAAUUGGUCAAGACGAUUUUCUCGCCAAGGAACAUGUUUGUCCUUUCGAUGUCUUCCGUACCUGAACGCUCGACGAAUUGUUUCGCAGUUUUAAUCGAUGCGCUGUUACAAAGCGAGCUGUUGACCCACGCCGAAAUCCUCUCACAAGUUUUAAAUUGUAACGCCAAUCAGGCUCUGUCCAAGUUUUUAGGUGAAGUUUUAAGUAGGUGUAAAAUAAAGACUGAGGAUUAGUAAAAUAUAUUUUUAUUAAUGUUAUUCUAAAAAUAAAUAUUGUAUUUUAUCUAUA
Photinus pyralis (common eastern firefly) is the source of this 3637-nucleotide messenger RNA. RefSeq names its product codanin-1 (gene dlt). The coding region runs from base 379 to 3582 and encodes 1067 amino acids. The record is from RefSeq and is a predicted model, not a curated record. Gene Ontology annotation, cellular component: nucleus. The transcript has 12 exons. Lineage: Eukaryota; Metazoa; Arthropoda; Insecta; Coleoptera; Lampyridae. Gene Ontology annotation, biological process: chromatin organization.